Molecule: messenger RNA, 1321 nt
Organism: Castor canadensis (American beaver)
Lineage: Eukaryota; Metazoa; Chordata; Mammalia; Rodentia; Castoridae
Source: RefSeq, a predicted model, not a curated record
UGACCCUCUCAGGAAAGACUAUCACUGAAAUGAAAGCAAUCUCCCGGGCAGGCCUCCAGCACCUGGCUCCCGCACAUCCUCUCAGCCUUCCUGUGGCAAAUGGUCCAGCGAAGGAGCCCAGAGCGACUCUGGACUGGAGUGAGAAUGCUGUGAACGGGGAGCACCUGUGGCUGGAGACCAACGUCUCAGGCGAUCUCUGCUACCUGGGAGAGGAGAACUGCCAAGUCCGAUUUGCUAAAUCGGCCCUCAGGAGGAAGUGUGCGGUCUGUAAAAUCGUGGUUCACACUGCCUGCAUUGAGCAGCUAGAAAAGAUUAAUUUCAGAUGUAAACCAACAUUUCGAGAAGGAGGUUCAAGAUCACCAAGAGAACCUAAUUUUGUACGUCAUCACUGGGUGCACAGGCGCCGGCAGGAGGGAAAGUGUAAGCAGUGUGGUAAGGGCUUCCAGCAAAAGUUCUCCUUCCACAGUAAAGAGAUCGUGGCCAUCAGCUGUUCCUGGUGCAAGCAGGCGUUUCACAACAAGGUGACCUGCUUCAUGCUGCAUCACAUCGAAGAACCCUGCUCCCUGGGAGCUCAUGCUGCUGUCAUUGUCCCGCCCACCUGGAUCAUUAAGGUGAAGAAACCUCAGAACUCCCUGAAGGCUUCAAAUCGGAAGAAGAAGAGAACAAGCUUUAAAAGAAAAGCCAGUAAAAGAGGAACUGAAGAAAACAAAGGUCGUCCUUUUGUGAUAAAACCUAUCUCUUCUCCUCUCAUGAAACCCUUGCUUGUGUUUGUGAACCCCAAGAGUGGAGGCAACCAGGGAACCAAAGUCCUGCAGAUGUUCAUGUGGUACCUAAAUCCACGGCAAGUCUUUGAUCUUUCUCAGGAGGGGCCCAAAGAUGCGCUGGAGCUGUAUAGGAAAGUUCCAAAUCUGCGAAUUCUGGCCUGCGGUGGGGAUGGAACGGUGGGCUGGAUCCUUUCCAUCCUCGAUGAACUGCAGCUGAGCCCGCAGCCUCCUGUUGGGGUCCUUCCUCUGGGGACUGGGAAUGACCUGGCUCGGACUCUCAACUGGGGAGGGGGCUACACUGAUGAGCCUGUUUCUAAGAUCCUAUGCCAAGUAGAAGAUGGGACCAUUGUACAGUUAGAUCGCUGGAACCUGCAUGUGGAAAGAAACCCAGAUUUGCCACCAGAAGAACUUGAAGAUGGCGUGUGUAAGCUUCCUCUGAAUGUUUUCAAUAACUACUUUAGCCUUGGAUUUGAUGCUCAUGUCACACUGGAGUUCCAUGAAUCCAGAGGUGAGGACAACGUCCCAUUUCCAUCUCCCAGGGAGGAAGUUUCCAGCAG